AUGACAACAAGAUCUCCGUACCUACUCGACCCCAUAGAGAACUUCUGCGCGAUUAGCGGGCAUUCAAGUCUGGUACUCGACAAUAAACUCUACAUAACAACCGGCUACGCCCCGGUCAUCGAAAAUGGCACGACCCGCAUCGCCUCUUCCCCGUGGAUCCGAGUAAUCGACCUCAACGAGCCAUUCAACCUAAACCGAACCGCCUCAGUAACCACAAUCCUCCCGCCUUCCAUAGUUCCCGUCAAUAUCCCCGACAACCAAGGCGCAUCUUUCUGGUGGGACCCUACAAGUUUGACAAUAAUAUAUACGCAAGGUGGUGGUACGGUUGAAGGCGGUGUUAUCAGAGAUGCAAAUUUAGUUUCUUUUGGUCGGCCGGGGAAAUCGUGGUUGGGAAGGUAUAAUUCUGGGAAUGAUUCAUUUGAAACUUGGGGGGAGAUAGAUACGCCUUUCUUGGGACAGACGGGACAAGUUUCUUCGCUUCGCAAUUUUUUCGAUCCAGUUGGGCGGAAGGGGUAUAUAUACGGUGGUGACGUUGUCGGUGAGGGAGGAGGUCAACGAAAUCAAGUUGUGACAUACGAUGCUGUUCAGCAAUCUUGGACGAAUCAAACGACUCCAUACGGUGCUUUCGACAGUGUAGGAGCCGCGAUUCCAUUCACAACAACAGCUGGGGAUGUUUUGGGGAUUUUAUUUGGUGGAACGUUGAAUGGGACGCCGUUAUCUAUGGAAACGAUAUUUAUUCAUGAUACGACAACGGAUAACUGGUAUCGACAGCGAACUAACGGUUCGCCACCAGUCUCACGUGGACACUUUUGCGCUACUGCUAUAAAAGCACCGGAUAAUACAAGUACCCAAAUUCUGGUCUUUGGUGGAUUUGGGGACGGCCAUCCAAGCGAUGUUUUUGCACUUUCAUUACCGUCGUUUACAUGGAUUCGAUUGGAAGAGCGGAGUCCAGACUUUUUACCCGGCCCAGGCGUUAGAUUGCAGCCGUCAUGCGACGUGGUCAACAAUAGAUUCUUCACAAUAUUUGGGGGAAGAAGUUUGGUAGGCGGAGACACGGCGAAUUGCGACAUAGAUCAAAAUGCGCUGUUCAUGUACGAUCUGACUGAGCGGGAGUGGAUAAUCGAUUAUGACCCGGCUUUGCGCGAUUAUGAUAUCCCAGAGCCGGUAUACCGGGCAAUUGGCGGAAACUCUUCGGGAUAUGCAACAGUAACAGAACCACCGGAGGGCUUCGCAGAACCAACAAUGGCAGAACUAUUCGCCAUAACCACUCCAGCCGCAACCACAUCUUCGCCACCAACAGGCACGGAGACUAAUAUACCACCUACAACAACAAGCGCUCCGGAACAGAAAAAAGCGAAUGUUGGCGGUAUCGUAGGUGGUGUAGUCGCUGGCUUAGUUAUAGUUAUCGGAGCAUUAGUAUGGUUAUACUUUAGAAAGAAAAAAAGGAAUCAGAAUCUCCCGGACUUACCAUUCGCGCAACCACCUCCGCCGCCUCCAAGGGCUGAGAUUGGAGGAUACCCUGCAGUCAGGCCAUAUGCAGUCGAAGUUGAUGCUUUCCCUCUAAGACCGGAAAUAAUGGAACUGAACGGGAACGGGAUAUUAAAACCACAUGGAGGGCCUCCGAUCGAGCUACCAGUGAUGGAAUUACCAGGAGAUCCAACAAAGCGGUAA
Messenger RNA from Orbilia oligospora ATCC 24927, 1671 nucleotides. RefSeq lists its product as uncharacterized. The transcript has 3 exons. Lineage: Eukaryota; Fungi; Ascomycota; Orbiliomycetes; Orbiliales; Orbiliaceae. Bases 1 to 1671 code for a protein of 556 amino acids. Gene Ontology annotation, molecular function: protein binding. The record is from RefSeq and is a predicted model, not a curated record.